CUCCGUAGAAUCAGGAAUUCCAAGGAAGCAGCUGUCAAAGAACUUCAAACAAUGAAGGGUGGUUUUAGCAUCCAAAAAGAGCUUGCGAUCUCCUUGGAAGAAGAAUUGAAAACUUUGAGACAAGAGUUGGCUUCUGCCAAGGAUAAUACCAACUCCUCUUCCGCCGAACUUGAAGAACUUUCCACUUUAUUGAGUAACGCUCAAAAACAACGUGAUGAGGCUCAGAGACGUGUUAAGACCUUGGAGAUUGAGGUUGAAACCUAUAAGCUCGCUGGAACGGCCGGAAAUGAAAAUGUCAACGCAUUACGAGAAGAAUUGUCCAACGCCAAGCUCGAAAUGGUCGCUCAGAACGAGAUUCUCGUCGAUCUGGAAUCUCAAAUGGUCAUCCUGGAAAAGGAACGCGAUCAAAGUGCCCAACAUGUGGCUGAAUUAAUGGAAGCCCUUGAGAGAAAGGAAGCCAAUCAGAAAGAUGCUGUCAAAGAACUUGAGUCGACAUUGAUGAAUCUAGAGUCGGAACUAGUAAUGGCCAAGGAUAACGAACGAAUGGAUAAGGAAAUGAUCGCAGAUCUUGAAGAAAAGCUUUCCUCCGUUCGACUGCAACUAGAAGAAGCCAAAGCUUCGGACGAAAGGAGAACCAAGACUAUCAAUGAGCUGGAGGCGAAAUUAAGGGAAACUCUUGGCGCGUUAACGGAACGGGAGAAUGGAAUCAACGAUCAGGACAACCUUAUUGUUGAAUUAGAAGCGCUCAUACGAAAUACUCAGUUUGAAUUACAAUCGGCCAAGCUUUCGGAAGUUGACGCCGCAGCACGCAUAAAAGAACUUGAGGAUAAACUCGCCGAAGCAUCAAAAUUGGAACUUGACUCAACCGUCGCCGAACUUGAGGCGUCCAAAGCUGAACUUGAAAAGGUCAAAGCGUCCGAGGCGAAAUUUAUUCAGCAGGUCAAGAAUCUUGAAGAAAAAUUCCACAGUGUUCAAGAGCAACACAAGCAAGAAAUUACUAAACUCGAACUGGUGAACGAGGAAGUUUAUUCUCUGAGAGAACAAUGUACACGUUUGCAAGCGGAAAUCGAUGACGCCAAUCACGAUUCUGUUAUUCAAUGCUAUGAGAAUAUUGGUGACGACGUGAUUGAAGAUCUUAGCCAUUGA
Acaulospora colombiana is the source of this 1146-nucleotide messenger RNA. The record is from the annotation of a GenBank genome assembly. Lineage: Eukaryota; Fungi; Glomeromycota; Glomeromycetes; Diversisporales; Acaulosporaceae.